AUGGGGAUUUUUACGAUUCCAGAGUUGAACACUCGUCUGGGCACCUUCCGUGCCUAUCAUCUGGCAGCCAUUGUCUUUAUCUCCUCUUUCCUAUCUGCUUACGACUCAGGCGUUGCAGGCGGCAUCUUGACUUACAAAUCCUUUCAAACAGACCUGGGUUACAAGACUGCAUCCCAGUCCAAGGUGUCUUCGCUCACCGUUGGUCUCGAGCAACUCGGAUCAUUCAUCGGCGCUGCAGUCGUCUACCCUCUGACCAACAAAUAUGGACGCAAGAUCACUAUACUUGGCUCAACAGCCCUCUUCAUUAUAGGAGUCAUCAUCCAAGUCAUCAAAACACACUCCCUGGCGGCAUGGUAUAUUGGCCGCAUCAUCGCCGGUUUGGGCAUGGGGGGCCAGAGUGUUGUGAUCCCCAUGUACUCAGCAGAGAUGACACCAAAGGAAAUUCGUGGUCGAUGUGGUUCGUUUUACCAAUGGCUCUAUGCAUGGGGUGUGUUCACAGCAUACUGGAUUGACUAUGGUGUAGCCAAGAGCGACUCCAUUGCGGGCACUUCACGCGAGUGGCAGAUCCCUGUGGGAUUGCAAUUGAUCUCCGGAGGAAUUCUCUUCAUCGGCUGCUUGACCUUGCCGGAAUCGAUCCGUUGGCUGCUGACACAAAACCGCACCGACGAGGCCUGGAAGUCCAUUACAUGGAUCCGCGGCGGAGAGGAUAUCAAGACCCGUGAAGAGUUUACAGAGACCCAAUUAGGACUUCAAGCUGAGCGUGCUGAGCGCGAGGGCUUCUCAUACCGCGAGCUUCUUGAGCCAGCCAACCGCCUCCGAUUCAUCGUUGGGCCUCUGCUGUUCAUUUUCCAAAAUGCCACGGGCAGUAGUGCACUGGCUGUCUUUGCACCGCAGUAUUUCAAGCUGAUUGCGGGCAGUGGGACAAACCGCAACAUGCUGUUGACUGGUUUGUUUGGUGCCGUCAAGGUCAUUGCUAGUACCUUUUUCAUUUGGGUAUUGGCUGAGAGACUGAGUCGGCGUAUGACGCUUGCUGGUGGUGCUGUACUUAUGGCUAUCUGCAUGCUUAUCACUGCGCUUAUUGUCGAUUAUGUUCCGACUCAAUCUGCGACCAAUGUCACUUCUGCGGGAAGGGCGACGGUUGCUAUGAUUUAUCUCGACAUUAUGAUCUACAACUGCUCUUGGGGUCCACUGCCAUGGGCAUAUGUGCCAGAGAUCUUUCCGACACGGAUUCGAGCUCUGGGAUUGGCAGUCAGUAUGCUUGCUCACUGGGCAUCGUCUUUCUGCUUCUCCUUUGCGAGUCCCUACAUGAUCAAAAAUGUUGGUGCCAACACUUUCCUCAUUUUCAUGGGAUUCGACAUUGUAGCUGCUGGCUUCUGCUGGAUUUUCGUCAAAGAAACCCGCGGCAAGAAUCUCGAAAUUGCUGCUGGCACAGAGUGGGAAACUGCUGAGCGCAGCUCCACCGAUGAUAAUGAAAAAGGAGGUGUGCUUAAUGCAGAUGGUAGGAAACUUCAAAUUAUCAGCGUACAUGAGAACUUCCAUGCCAACCUCAAGCACCGGUCUGUGGAACAUUGA
Molecule: messenger RNA, 1572 nt
Organism: Penicillium nucicola
Lineage: Eukaryota; Fungi; Ascomycota; Eurotiomycetes; Eurotiales; Aspergillaceae
Product: sugar porter family MFS transporter
Exons: 4
Coding region: 1-1572 (523 amino acids)
Biological process (GO): carbohydrate transport; transmembrane transport
Cellular component (GO): membrane
Molecular function (GO): carbohydrate:proton symporter activity
Source: RefSeq, a predicted model, not a curated record